Messenger RNA from Xenia sp. Carnegie-2017, 643 nucleotides. Its product is annotated as adhesive plaque matrix protein-like. The record is from RefSeq and is a predicted model, not a curated record. The transcript is spliced from 2 exons. The coding region runs from base 127 to 582 and encodes 151 amino acids. Lineage: Eukaryota; Metazoa; Cnidaria; Anthozoa; Malacalcyonacea; Xeniidae.
CUAAGUCGAAUGUAAGUGUUUCGUCUGGUCAAGUUUCGAAAAAACAACCUGUUUCACUACCGAAUAUGCAGUCUAAACCAAGUGCUCCUAGCAGGAAGCCAAUAGUCAAAAACGAGGAAAAGUCAAAUGAAACUAUCGCGGCUAAGGAGAAAUUACCUCCUAACAAGACAACUAAACCAAAACCCGAAACUAAAACCGACAAUUAUUACUGCAAAGAAGCCAGUCGAGCUAAAACAAUCUUCUUCGGGAAAUGUUACAAAUGCGAAAGCUUCGGAAGGGGAUCCUCCACCUUCCAGACCUAGCUUUCCACCGAGCACGGAAAUAACAAACGAGAUGCCAAAACAUCCCAGGGAAACAGGUGAAACCGGCGAGAAGAAGCAAAAGAAAUCUAAAUCUUCUAGGCCACCGUUGGCAAAGGCAAAACCUUCAAGACCUCCACCUGCAAAAGCCCCGCCUGGAAAAGAGCUCCCUACCAAAGCUCCAGCUUGUCGAACCCCGUCUACCAAAGUAAUGCGACAAGAAAAGCGCCAGCAAAUGUUGCGGAUAAGACAGACAGAAUCGCAGAAACAUCUUCUACCGUAAAGCCUUCGGGUCCUGCUCGUGCUCUAGCCAAGUUUGAUUAUACUGGUGAAACAAAUGACGA